Schizophyllum commune H4-8 is the source of this 1181-nucleotide messenger RNA. RefSeq lists its product as uncharacterized. The record is from RefSeq and is a predicted model, not a curated record. NCBI's taxonomy places the organism in Eukaryota, Fungi, Basidiomycota, Agaricomycetes, Agaricales, Schizophyllaceae. The coding region runs from base 484 to 993 and encodes 169 amino acids. The transcript has a single exon.
GAGUCCGUCGAUGUGAUCGCUGGGUAGAUCCUCUGCCUCGUGUCGUGCUCCCUCGCCGACUGCUGCAUGACGCUGUAGCAGGCGCGGUGACGCGCGUGAGCCUUCUCGGUACCGUGAAGUCGCCCUUGCCUCCCUUCGAGACAUAGUUUCAGAGACCAUGGCAUCCCGCCUCGCAUAGACCUAGCUCGUCACGUACCCGUCGUCCAUCGGCGCCGGCUCGCCCUCGUCGCAGUCGCGCAAGCGCAAAACGGGCGGGCGCCCGAGAUGCGCCGCGAUUUGCUUGUCCCAUGCCUAGACGCAUCAGAGCGUGCGCCGGCAAACCUCAUCCUCGACGGGCAUGAACGCGUCCUAGCGCGCGGCGGAGCGGUGCAGCCCGACGUCAAUGCGGGCGGGGCAUGCGCGGGUCGAGGUGAGAUAUAGCGGGGCCCGAAAAGCGUAGUUGGUGCAGGGGAAGGCGGUGGCGAGCCCCGCUCUGCAAGUCCCAUGCGACUUGGCCCAUCGUUCAUCCGUGCAUGUGCGCAGGCGCAUCGGGCGUACGUAGGUGUUCAUCGACGUCGAGCGCUUGUUGUGAACACGACAACGUUCCAUCGCCUUAGUAGCGGGGAGCGGAAAAUGGCAGAAUGGGGAAAGCGGGCGGCACACGGGUCGGCGAGAACGUGCUGCGCGAUGACGGACACGCAGACGGCGGAGAUGGGGCAGAAGAGCGAGUCGCAGAGGCUGACGCGUGCGCGUCGGCCGCUUCCUCAUGAGAGGCGCCGGUUUGCAGUGCAGCGGCGCAAGCCCAUGCAUCAUCUCCUGCUGCUGCACCGUCUGGCAGUCGCGAGGGAGGAUCUCGUCUUUGGCAUUUCGUGCUCUUCUUUGGGGCGUCACAGACGGAGGGCCGGGCGUGGCGCGAGCCACCGCUCUGUGGGAAGCCACGUAUGGCAACAGCGGGUGCGCAGUUGGGGUCGCCGAAAGCAAUGCGCGCGGUACGCGCGUGCAGAUCGACGGUGACGGAGGCUGCCCAUUCCGUCGCUUUAAGCUCAGGAGCUUGUCAAGAACCCGGCCGUCACGAGCGAACUGUUGAAUAGCGCGAGCGGCGCUUCAAUGACGGGUCUCGACGGCGAUCUCGCGCAGCUCCGUGGCGAAGUCGACCUUCUCCGCGAUAGCUGGUCUCUCGAGAAUGACCCAGCGCCGGUCAU